AUGUCUAAACCCGGAGAUGUUUGUACUCCUUGCUUUGCAAGUCAUAAAACAAAACCUGCUGUACACUGGUGCCUAUCAUGUGAGGAAUCACUGUGUAGCAAAUGUGGUAGUCAUCAUAAAAUUCAAACAUCAACAAAAUCUCAUCAGCUAAAUUCACUCAGCGAUAUUUUAAUGUUGCCUUCAGUUGCUAUGACGAUUCGUCUCACGUGUAAACAGCAUGAUACGAAACUUGAUGUAUUUUGUUCAGAUCAUAGCGAGCCCUGCUGUUGGAAAUGUCUUGCAGAAGAUCAUCCAAAAUGUCAACAAAAAGGUCCACUAGAUAAGGUUAUUAAAAAUGCCAAAACUUCUGAAUCUUUUAACACACUCGUAAAAAGCACGCAGGACAUUAUUGAAAUAACUGACAAUCUAAGAAAGAAAAAGAAGGAAAACUAUAAAAUGAUCGCAAUGCAAAAGAAUGAAAUGGAAACACAAAUAAAAGUUUUUAAAAAAGAUGUAAUAAAAUAUAUGGAAUCGUUUGAAAAAACUCUUCUGGAAAAUGUAACACAGACAUUCAGUGUCUGUCAGGUAGAAAUGCAAGGAACACACGACAAACUGAAUGCUUUCUAUAAACAAUGUGUUGAUAUUGAUAAAAAUCUCACAAAUAUGAAACAAUUUGCUUCUGAUUUGCAAACUUUCCUCGGAGCCAGGUCUCUUCGUAGCAGAGUCGCGACUAUCGAAACUGGAAUUUUAGGAUUACGAAAACAACUUGGAGAUUACAAACUCGAAUUUGAAAGUCCUUUUAACAUCCACUAUUUCCAAUCAAUUAUGGCGUCGUUAGAAGACAUCAAGAUAGUACACUGGAAAAGAGAUGACAUCGUUAAUUGUGAAAUGGAUGGGACAAUCUGCUGGAUAUUUGAACGACAAGAUCUGAAGUGUCCGAAUGGCUUAACUGUUGAUCAUGAUGGUAGUGUACUUGUUGUUGGAACAUCAUCGGGAAAUAUUCUUAAAAUUUCAUUCGAUGGAUCAUCAGCGAAGGAAAUUCUAAGAACCGAGAACUUUUUCAAAUCACCAACAGACAGUGUUGAGAAAAUUACUAAACGCAUUUUAUCAGUGACAAUAUCACAAAUGGUCAAUGCAGUUGCAGCAGUAGUGGCACCACAGCCACCGCCACCACCAGAUCCACUAAAUCCAAAUUUUUAA
Messenger RNA from Mytilus trossulus (common blue mussel), 1179 nucleotides. RefSeq names its product protein PML-like. The transcript is spliced from 3 exons. Bases 1 to 1179 code for a protein of 392 amino acids. The record is from RefSeq and is a predicted model, not a curated record. Gene Ontology annotation, molecular function: zinc ion binding; ubiquitin protein ligase activity. Lineage: Eukaryota; Metazoa; Mollusca; Bivalvia; Mytilida; Mytilidae.